AUGUCGCUGAGGCGGACUUGCCGAGAGCUCGUUCUCGAGGUCGUUCUUCGCCGAGCACUGAAAGCAGGCGGAGAUGGCUUAGACCGGCUCCAGAUGGUGGUGGAUGCUGCAUCGCUUCGAGUGCUCAACUCGUUCCUGCGAAUGGGCGAUUUGCACUCCGAGGGUGUCACCAGCGUCGAGCUGCUGGAGGAGUCCCGAGAGCCUCUGCCUGGGCUGGAUGCGCUGUAUUUCCUGAGGCCGCAGGGUACAAGCAUCGAGCGGGUUCUAGCGGAUUUCAAGACAGCUCCGCAGCACCGACAGGUGCACCUCUGCUUCUCACAGCCGCUGGAAUCCACGCUCCUCUCCAAGCUGGUUGAGGCCCCCGUGCUGGCGCCGCGCGUGAAAUCUUUUGUGGAAGUGCCCCUGAGCUUCGUGGUUGUACAGGAUCGAGGCUUCCACUUCGACUCCCCAGAGGCGAUCAUGGGGCUUUUUCCAGAGCCUGAUGUGCAGCUGUUGUCAGACACGGUCCAGAAGCUGGUGGAUGUGUGCCGAUGCUUGCAGGCCACAUCGCCAGUGAUCCGAUUUCAAUCUGAGUUAUGCCAGGACGUGGCAGAAAGAGUUCAGCGCGAACUUAGUAUGCAUAAGAGCUUGACUACUCAGUCUCACAGCAAACCCUGCCAGCUACUUAUUCUUGACCGCUCGAUUGACAUGGCGGCGGCGCUCGUUCACGAAUACUCUUAUGAGGCCUGCGUCUUUGAUCUGCUCGACGGCAACAUGCUGGAUGCAGAUCGGAACAUUGUGACUCUGAACAGCGGAGGACACAGUAAGGAGGUGCUGUUGGCGGACCCCUUAUGGGAGGAGCUGAAGUAUAUGCACCUGGAGGCAGCGAGAGAGCUCGUCGAGGUCAAGGUGGAUGAAGUCAAGCGCCAGAAUGUGCAGCAGGACGCAACGGCGAUCAGCACCCGGGCAAUGCUGGAUCAACUGCGCGCAGCGCCUGAGAUGCGAGAUGCGGUCGACCGCAUGGCACUUCAUUUGGCGAUGAUCACGCAGAUCCACAGCCGCCUCAACUCGGAACAGAUCCUGGAGCCCCUUCUCCUGGGUCUGCUGGAGCAGGACUGCACUCCAAAGCAGAAUGCUCCCUUGCUCACGAGCCUCAUUGUCUCUGGGCUGGAUACAGGUGGUACAGGGCAUGAAAGGCGGAAGGCCCGAAGGCAGAUCCUGACGAAGACGACCGCUCACGCCCCAUUUCUCGCAACACAUCGCACCCCCGAGCCAGACCGAUUACAGCCUGGGCCCGUGUUCUUUUUCUCUACCGUGCAGGACAUUGCCUGUGGAAUCGAUCGUUCUGGCAAGGAUGUAAAGAUCACAAAUCUCCAGACAACCUUGCAGAGGAGUUGCAAAUGA
Messenger RNA from Symbiodinium necroappetens, 1383 nucleotides. NCBI's taxonomy places the organism in Eukaryota, Dinophyceae, Suessiales, Symbiodiniaceae. The record is from the annotation of a GenBank genome assembly.